GAGGAUCAGGACAAUGCCUUGGAGUUCAGGCAGCGGGAAGCUGCGCUGCGCAUGAAGGAGAUCUCUGACAAGAAGGCCGAGAUGGAGGAAAGGAAGCAGAUGGAGAAGGAGGCGCGCUUGAGGCUUGAGAAGGAGAUUGCCAAGGAGGAGUUCCUGAGGCAGAAGGAGGAGAGACAGCGGCAGGCCGCUGCGGAGGCCCGCCGCCAGAAGGAGCUGCACCUCCGCCAGCUGGAGGAGAUGGAGAGGAGAGGAAGCAGGCCGAGGCCGAGAAGCAGGACCGAGAAGAGGGAAUCCGCCUUCCGCGAACAGGACCGAGGCCCGGAAGGCCGAGAUCAGGGCCCAGGAUCUCAGGCGGACGGACGUGAUGGAGCAGCACAAGCAGGCUUUCCAGGAGCACGUCGAGAGGAAGAAGGCCGACCGGGUGGGAAAGACGCAGAGGACCGCAGAGGCCAACCUGGAGCUCGAGCUGCGGAGGCGCGAGGAAUUCGAGGAGAAGCAGCGGAAGGACGCGGAGCGCCAGGAGCGCUUGGACGCCUUGAGAGCGCUGGAGUUCGAGGAGAGCUCCAAGAAGGCAGUGCAGUCGAUGAUGAGGCAGAAGAUGAUCUUCGAGGAGUCCAGGAGGAAGCAGGAGAGGAUCGCCGCAACGCCAUCCUGGACCAGCAGGAAGAUGCCGAGUUCAGACUGCUGGAGCACGAGCAGAAGAAGGAGAGGUACCUCGAUUUCAAGCGCGAGCUCGACAGCUUGCGGACGAAGAACAAGGAUGGAUAUUCUGAUCAACGUGGAGCGGCAGCGCCGCAGGGAGAUGGCGAUGCGCGAGCAAGUCGCCGAGCAGGUGCGUCGGAAGGACGACAAGAUCGACGCCCUCAACAUGGAGAGGAAGAAGCUGUGGCAGAUGCGCAAGGAGAGGAGGUGACGAACACGUACAAAGCCCGCGAAAGCGUGAGGGCGGAGAUCAUGAAGCAGAGGAUCCAGUCCAAAUACAACUCGCGGGCUCUGGAGAAGAAGAUGCGGGAGGCUCGCCCUCACCAAGUCCCGGCACGCGGCCUCGGCGCCCAGUCUCCGCGGCUCGGGAGAUCGCUGGCCAUGUCCGCUGGCGAGAUCGACGAUAUGUCCGCCGCCUGAGGGCUGAGAGCUCUGCUGCGCUUGAUCAGAGGGCUCCAGCCAGCGUGGUACUUGGCAACCCCGAUGUUUCCUCCUCCUCCUCCUCCUCUCGUUGAAGUCCUCAUCCUGCUGUUCCCUCUCCUCCUGCUUCGCCCGUCCUCCUCCCUUCCUUCUGCCCCGCAGUGGUCUCUGCUCCUGUUUUUUGGCGUGUUCACCGCAUGCUUCUCGAUCCCUUCGUGCACUGACCUCCAAUUUCAGCCUGCACUGUGGCUGCACUGCAAACCUGCGAGCGCGUGUCACCCCCGGCUGUGA
This is a messenger RNA of Prorocentrum cordatum, 1413 nucleotides long. The record is from the annotation of a GenBank genome assembly. NCBI's taxonomy places the organism in Eukaryota, Dinophyceae, Prorocentrales, Prorocentraceae.